ACUCCGCGCCUGUAACCUUGUGCUGCUGCUCAGCAGUGCUGCUAAACCAGAUGUGUUUAAACAUUUUUUAAGGUGUAUUUUGUUGUCAUAAGCUUUGCGGAGUAAUGAGUAAAUACAUUUUGCCAAUUUCUGUUUUUGGGACAGUGUUUGGAGGCGCUGUUUUGCUGAAAAACCAUGUGACCGGAGGCCGGUGUCCUAGUAAAGCUACCAUUAAUGGAAAGACUGUGGUGAUCACAGGAGCCAACACAGGCAUCGGGAAAGAAACUGCAAGAGAACUGGCCAAGAGAGGGGGUCGGGUCAUUAUGGGAUGUCGUGAUAUGGAGAAGUGUGAGGCAGCUGCAAAGGAAAUACGUGGGAAAACCCUGAAUCCUCACGUUUACGCGUGUCACCUCGACCUGGCCUCCACGAAAUCUGUCCGAGAGUUUGCGGAGAGGAUCAAACGAGAGGAGAAGCAUGUGGACAUACUGAUAAACAACGCAGGGGUCAUGAGGUGUCCGGCAUGGAAGACGGAAGACGGCUUCGACAUGCAGUUUGGAGUGAAUCACUUAGGCCACUUCUUGUUGACGAAUCUUCUGCUGGAUAAGUUGAAAGAGUCCGCCCCCAGCAGAGUGAUCAACCUGGCCUCACUCGCCCACAUUGUUGGAAAGAUUGACUUUGAGGACUUGAACUGGGAGAAGAAGAAGUUUGAUACCAAGCAGGCGUACUGUCAGAGCAAGCUUGCCAAUGUUCUGUUCACCAGAGAGCUCGCCAAGCGAUUACAAGGCUCAGGAGUCACUGUGAAUGCUGUGCACCCAGGAGUUGUUGCCACGGAGCUCGGGAGACACACCGGGAUGCACCAAUCACAGUUCUCGAGCUCCGUGCUCAGUCCCUUUUUCUCCCUGCUGGUGAAGAAUCCAGAGCUGGGGGCCCAGCCUAGCGUCUACCUGGCCGUGUCCGAGGAGAUGGAAGGGGUGACGGGGCAGUACUACGAUGUGAUGACCGAAAAGGAACCAGCACCCCAGGCCCUGGACGAGGAGACAGCUUGCAGGCUGUGGGAGGUCAGCAGUAAGCUGGUGGGUCUGGAGGAGGAAGGACAGUCCAGCAAAUCAAACCCAGCAGCAGAAGAACAGAACAAAGCUGCACAGAGAGACUCAGUGAAGACAGUCGGACAGAACCCAGAACCAGCUGUCAGUACGGAGGGACUGUAGGUUCACUCUGGCCUCUUGGGUAGCCGAGAAUAAUAGACCUUUAUGACGUGAGCUGUACCAGGCUCAUAAGAACAAUUCACUGCCUGAGACUUGGUUUCUGGUUGCCUGCAUAAUGACAUUCUUUUGUACAACUCUGUAUUCCUGCAUCAGGAUUUUCAAGAGACAAUGUAAUUUAAUUCACAAAUCAGUUUCAAAACUAAAUGAAUCAAUAAAAACAUACCACGAUCA
This is a messenger RNA of Acanthochromis polyacanthus (spiny chromis), 1415 nucleotides long. Its product is annotated as retinol dehydrogenase 13. The record is from RefSeq and is a predicted model, not a curated record. The transcript is spliced from 7 exons. NCBI's taxonomy places the organism in Eukaryota, Metazoa, Chordata, Actinopteri, Pomacentridae. The coding region runs from base 105 to 1187 and encodes 360 amino acids.